AUUGACGAUCUUGGUUAAAGCUAGCCGGCUAGCUGUUAACGCAGACUGACGCCAUUAGUUUACAGCAAAGAAAGCGUAAGAACCGUGAGAAGCGACCCGGUUCCGAUUUUAGACCGGUUCUCCUGUCGGUUUGGACCGCUGCUGUUCGCGGUUUGGGCCGUGUGAGCUGUCAGAGAGCCGCUCUUAUGAUUUUAGCCUAAUUUAUAAAGUCGGAAGUCGGUUUAAGGUUCGAACUAAGUUAGCAUUGUUAGCAGCUCGACAACAAACGUCUCUUUUUUUUUCUGGAAAUAAAUACCCAGGGGGAGUAUUUUCUAAACUAAAGUGAGAAGAUGGCAGCAGCGGGGGCGGCCGGGAGCGGCGGCAGAACCUACUCCUUCAAAGUGGUGCUGCUGGGGGAAGGCUGCGUGGGGAAGACGUCGCUGGUGCUGAGAUACUGCGAGAACAAAUUCAACGACAAACACAUCACAACCCUUCAGGCGUCCUUCCUCACAAAGAAGCUCAACAUCACAGGAAAGAGGGUCAACCUGGCCAUCUGGGACACGGCGGGACAGGAGCGCUUCCACGCGUUAGGUCCCAUCUACUACAGAGACUCCAACGGAGGCAUUCUAGUCUACGACAUCACAGACGAAGACUCCUUCCUGAAGGUGAAGAAGUGGGUGAAAGAGCUGAGGAAAAUGUUGGGAAACGAGAUUUGUUUAUGUAUAGUAGGUAAUAAAAUAGAUUUGGACAAAGACAGACACGUCUCGGUGGAAGAAGCUGAGAGCUAUGCAGAGUCGGUGGGAGCCAAACAUUACCACACGUCAGCCAAGCUAAAUAAGGGCAUCGAGGAGCUGUUCCUGGAUCUGUGCAAACGGAUGAUGGAGACGGCUCAGGCGGAGGAGAGAGCGAAGGGAAACGGAGCCAGCCAAUCAGCAUCGAGUAGGCGGGGCGUGCAGAUUGUGGACGACGAGCCGCAGGCCACGCCGGCCGGAGGAUGCUGCUCUUCUGGCUAACACACACCCAUCCACACAUAACCAACACGUUUAUCCGUCUGUCAUCCAGUUCGUCCGCUCGAUAAAUAACCUCUGCCGCUGAGGAUCAUGGGAAAUCAUAUUCAAGUUUGUUUCGUCUGUGUUAGCGCCAAAAUAAAAGCCCCUCUGAUUUAUCCAGGUGUGCUUCUGUAGCAGGUUGAUCUCUGUAACGAGCAGCUGCUGUCACAUUCAACAUGGCCGCUCCUGGUUUGGGUUGUUUUUUUUUUUGUUUUGGGGGUGAAGCUGCUGUACUGACCUUCAUUAACCUUCAUCUGGGAAUGAAAACAUGGUAAAGGGGCAACGGUUCCACCUGCUGGACGGAUGUGAUUUAAACCUCAAAGGAGAUCUCAGAGUUUUUAUUUCAACCGGCAGACACACCCUCAAUGUUGAAGCAGUCAGGAAUUGUAUGUCGGUGGUGUUAGCAGGCGGCUAAGGAGCUACUGAUGCUCCGUAGCAGCUGGGUUCUCUCUGUUAAAUGAAAGGAGAGCUCUGAUUUCAUCCUUUAAUGUCAUUUAUGGAAAUAAAAUCUAAUGCUGCAGGCUUCUAGUCUGUGGAAUAACUCCAUCCCUAACCAGGAAAUUAAGGCAGAAUUCACCUUUUAUCAGAUUUUAAACGGGCUGAAAAAUCCGUUCUAGUCGGACAGACGGAGUAGAUCCAGCUUCGUUAAAAAUAACGGUGACUGAUCUUGCUCCAUUUGGGGGAGGGGUUUAACUUUAAAAGAUGAAAACUUGGAUGGAAAUGAUGAGCAGUUUUCAGAUAUUUUGAUUAUUCUUAAAAGAUGUAAAAAAAAAAAAGAUGUAUUUGUUUAAAGGUGUCUGGUCUGCGAUGAUUGUAGCAGAAAAAUUCAUUUAAAUCUGUAAAUGUUUGCGUUGUUCUCGCAUUACUCUGUUUUAUGUUUGAUUUAUUUUGUGUAACUUGGAUUUUGGAGAAAAUUAAACAUUUAAACAUAUUUUCUUUCUGUGAGUCUAAAAACACGAAAUCAAACGAGAGCCGCAGCUUUUUGAUUCUAGCUCUAAAACAGGCCCAAAGAUGUCGGAUUCCUCCCAGGUUUAAAGUAUUUUUUUACAUUUAAAGGAAAAAAAUAACAAAAAAGGGGAAAACUGUGGAUAAAGGAAGCUGAAACAAACAACAUGCAUUCAUGUCUAAGUAUGUGUAUUGUGUUGCUGAUGUGCCAUUAUUAAUGAUUGUAGGAGGAGGAUUCUCCCCACUUGGCUCUGCUCCUCUUCAUCGCUUUAACCUUUGAUUUUGUAACUUCUUGACUUGGAAGUUAAACCCUGCAUGUCUGAUUCCUGUAAACUGCUUUGUUUGUCUCACUUUUAAACAAAAUAAAAUAAGUUAUUUUACAGUGA
This is a messenger RNA of Cyprinodon tularosa, 2359 nucleotides long. It is a transcript of the gene rab21, whose product is annotated as RAB21, member RAS oncogene family. Gene Ontology annotation, biological process: Rab protein signal transduction. The transcript has 7 exons. Lineage: Eukaryota; Metazoa; Chordata; Actinopteri; Cyprinodontiformes; Cyprinodontidae. The record is from RefSeq and is a predicted model, not a curated record. Gene Ontology annotation, molecular function: GTPase activity; GTP binding. Bases 330 to 992 code for a protein of 220 amino acids.